Messenger RNA from Spinacia oleracea (spinach), 1995 nucleotides. RefSeq names its product zinc finger BED domain-containing protein RICESLEEPER 2-like. The record is from RefSeq and is a predicted model, not a curated record. NCBI's taxonomy places the organism in Eukaryota, Viridiplantae, Streptophyta, Magnoliopsida, Caryophyllales, Amaranthaceae. Bases 1 to 1995 code for a protein of 664 amino acids. The transcript has a single exon. Gene Ontology annotation, molecular function: DNA binding; protein dimerization activity.
AUGGAGGGUACUAGUGCACCAACUUCGUCGACAAGGCCGUUAGAAGAUGGGUAUAGUGAAUAUUCGGCCCCACAACAACGUAAAAGGAAGAAAAAGUCGAUGGUAUGGCGUGAAAUGAAGGAAGGAAAUAACGAUAAAGGUGAAAAUGUUGCUAUUUGUGUUCAUUGUAAGCAAAUAUUAGUUGCCACCUCUAAUAGUGGAACUUCACAUUUAAAACGGCAUUUAUUAGAGAGUUGUCCAUGUAGGCCAGAAGGACUUGCACUUGGGGAAGGGGGUUCUAAUAUGGAAGAGGAAAAAGAGUUUGUUUUUGAUCCAAAAAAAUUAAGAAAAAAUAUUUUACUUUAUGUUGUAGAAGGAGCUCAUCCUUUCUCAACCAUAGAGGAAAAAGGGUUUAUAAGAAUGAUGUCUAGUGCUACUCCUUUCUUUAAGCCGCUUAGUAGGACAACUCUUACAAGAGAUCUUUUUUCCUUGUAUUAUUCCGAGAGGGAAAAACUAAAAAGUAUGCUAAUGAAUGUGCCCGGUCGGAUUUGUUUAACUACGGAUAAUUGGAAGUCAUCCCACACAUGGCAACAUUAUAUUUGCAUUACAAUUCAUUUUGUAGACAAUGAUUGGAAAUUACACAAACGCAUUCUUAGGUUUAGGGCUUUGGUACCCCCUUAUGAUGGAGUAAGCAUUUCAGAAGAAAUAUUUUUGUUUCUAAGUCAAUGGAAGCUAGAAAACAAAGUACUUAGUGUUACCGUUGAUAAUGCUACAUAUAAUGAUGCUAUGAUUGCACACUUGAAGAACCGUCUUGUGUCAAAGGGGUUGUUAGUGAGUAAUGGAUGUAUGUUUCAUAUUCGAUGUUGUGCUCACAUCAUUAAUUUGAUUGUUCAAUCCGGAUUGGAGCUUAUUGAAGGCAUUUUGGAUGAUAUUAGGAAGUUGGUGAGAUUAGUUACAAGAUCUUCUUAUAGAAGUAAGGAUUUUUAUGACACCGCCAAAAAGAAAUUUAAUUUGGUGAAAAGAAAACUCCAUUUAGAUAUGAAAAUUCGUUGGAAUUCAACUUUUUCUAUGCUUGAUAAUGUGUUGUAUUAUAGGGAAGUGUUUGUUUAUUUGGGGUCCGUGAACAAUUAUUUCAAAUCUUUUGUGCCUACGGAUUUUGAAUGGAGUAAAUUGGUUGUUGUUCACAAACUUUUAAACAUCUUUUAUGACGUAACAUGUAUGUUUUCGGCUUCUAAGACUCCUACUUCUAAUUUAUACUUUAAGGGUGCUUGGAUGGUUCAUCGUCACUUGUUGGAUACUUCUAAAUCUACCGAUGUGUUGUUGGUUGAGAUGGUAGAGCCAAUGAUAAGCAAAUUUGAUAAAUAUUGGUCCGAGUAUAAUGUUUAUUUAUCUUGUGCGGCUAUUCUUGAUCCAAGAUUUAAAGUUAAGAUGGUUGAAUAUUGCUUGGACAAAUUAUUUGGGACGGAUUUGGCUAUGGAAAAGGUGGAAGUGGUGUUGAGCACAUUAAGGUCUUUGUAUAAUGAUUAUAAGUUGCAAUCAUCAACCUCACCUAUUAUUGUUCCCUCUCCUCUUAGUAGUGAAUUUGGACAUCAUAAUUUAUUUGAUGAUUAUCAUAGUUAUAAUCCAAAAAGUACUAUGAGCCAAGUUGGAAAGUCACAACUUGAAGUUUAUUUAGAAGAGGAGCCUCUUGAUAUGAAUUUGGAAUUGGAUGUGUUAGAGUAUUGGCAUCAAAAUGCAAUAAGGUUUCCGGAGCUCUCAAAAGUGGCUAGGGAUUUACUAACUAUUCCGGUUAGUACGGUAGCUUCGGAGUCGGCUUUUAGCAUUGGAGGGAAGACUAUUUCCCCAAAUCGUAGCUCAUUAAAUCCAAAAAUCGUGCAAGCAUUAGUGUGUGUUCAGGAUUGGGGGAGUGAUGAAAAUGGCAUUGCAUUAGACUUGGAUAAUGAAAAUGAAGAGGAUGAUGAAGAAAUAAUUGAAAAUGAUGAAGACAACGAGAGUGAUACUUUCUUUCCCUUAUAG